AUGGCAACAAUUCCAUCUGAAACAGUUCUAGUUGCUCCUCCAAAUCCAGAAGCCACUCAGGAAGUCCCACAAAAUGUACAAGCAUUUAUGAGGGCAUAUAAUGAAUAUCGUGCAAUAUUAAAUGAAACAAGUCCACAGUAUAUUGAAAAUAAAGAGCAAAUCAUGCAAUUCUACCAAUCUCGUAUUUCAGAAAUUGAUAAUUACAAAGUAAUGCGAAAUGGAUUAAUUGAUCAGGAAUCCAGAUUCAGAGCUCAGAUAGCAACUGAUUACGCACAAGAUUGA
This is a messenger RNA of Trichomonas vaginalis G3, 282 nucleotides long. RefSeq lists its product as uncharacterized. The transcript has a single exon. The record is from RefSeq and is a predicted model, not a curated record. NCBI's taxonomy places the organism in Eukaryota, Parabasalia, Trichomonadida, Trichomonadidae. Bases 1 to 282 code for a protein of 93 amino acids.